Messenger RNA from Athalia rosae (coleseed sawfly), 2099 nucleotides. RefSeq names its product protein ERGIC-53 (gene ergic53). The coding region runs from base 112 to 1635 and encodes 507 amino acids. Gene Ontology annotation, cellular component: endoplasmic reticulum-Golgi intermediate compartment; Golgi membrane; endoplasmic reticulum membrane. Gene Ontology annotation, molecular function: D-mannose binding. Lineage: Eukaryota; Metazoa; Arthropoda; Insecta; Hymenoptera; Athaliidae. Gene Ontology annotation, biological process: endoplasmic reticulum to Golgi vesicle-mediated transport; Golgi organization; endoplasmic reticulum organization. The record is from RefSeq and is a predicted model, not a curated record. The transcript is spliced from 10 exons.
GUUUUCCAUGCGAACAGCUAAUCGUAUGCGGAAAGGGUUCAUGGACUCCGGAAAAAUUGAGGUAGUAGAGACACCGUACUACUCCAUAGGAACCAAUUCGCGCACUUGAAAAUGAAAAUGGCGGCAGAGGUGAGGUGGCCCUCAAUUGUUGUUACAAUAAUUUGUCUAACAGCUGUUUUCGCACAAAAUCCUCAUCAGAAAUUUGAGUAUAAAUAUUCGUUCAAACCUCCAUAUCUUGCACAAAAAGACGGGACGGUGCCUUUUUGGGAAUACGGUGGAAAUGCAAUUGCCAGUGCCGAAAACGUGAGAGUUGCCCCAUCCCUUCGUAGUCAGAAAGGAGCCAUAUGGACAAAGCAGCCGACAAAUUUUGACUGGUGGGAGGUCAAUAUUGUUUUUCGCGUAACUGGUCGCGGGAGAAUCGGCGCGGAUGGUUUAGCUUUUUGGUACACUACAGCAAAAGGAGCUUACGACGGUCCAGUUUUUGGUAGCUCAGAUCAAUGGAAUGGCCUGGGAUUAUUCUUUGACUCGUUUGACAACGACAAUAAACAUAAUAAUCCCUACAUUAUGGCUGUUCUUAACGAUGGUACCAAGCUUUUCGAUCAUGCAAAUGAUGGAACUACACAACUUUUGGCUGGUUGCUUACGCGAUUUUCGUAAUAAGCCGUUCCCGACUCGUGCCAAAAUUGAAUAUUACAAGAACACAUUGACUGUACUUUUCCAUAACGGGAUGACAAACAACGAGCAAGAUUUUGAGAUGUGUCUUCGUGCAGAGAACGUAAAUCUACCAAAGAACGGUCACUUUGGGGUGUCCGCUGCUACCGGUGGUCUGGCGGACGAUCAUGAUGUUCUACACUUCUUGACUACUUCUCUGCACCCACCUGGUCAGACGGCAGGUGACAGUGGUCGUAAAAUAUCGAGCGAAGAAGAACUCAAGCUUGGUCAGGAAUAUCAGGAUUACCAAAAGAAACUUGAGCAGCAAAAAGAAGAGUAUCGCAGAGAUCAUCCAGAUGAACAGGUUCCGAAGGAAGAAUUUGACGAAUGGUUCGAGACUGAUAACCAGCGAGAGUUGCGUCAAAUAUUUUCUGGCCAGAGCCAGAUGUUUGAUGCUCUGAGAGGACUGAACAAAAAAUUAGACGAGGUCGUCGGUAGACAGGAGCAAACUUUGAGCUUAAUAGGGCAGCUCCAAGUUGGUGGAAUACAAGCUGCGAGUGGUGGACAACCUGGCCAACCAAUACAGUUAAUUGACACUAUAAGACGGCAGGAAGUAGAUGCUGUCCUUAAUAAUCAAAAUGUUAUUCUUAACACUGCCAGAGAGAUCAAAUCAUUUGUUGGCGAAGUUCACUCCAAAGCUGACACUAUCUUGAACAAUCAGGCACGCGCUCCAACGGCUCAGGUUCAGCCAAUGGGAUACGAUUACCAGUCACUGAUCUCAGAGAUGCGAGACGGUCUAAAUACGGUCAAAAGGGACAUCGAGCAAACUCAUGUCAAACUGGACAUGGGUAACAAGGAUUGCCGAACGGGGAAUUGUCUGUCGACAACGCUGUUCUUUAUCUUCUUUGCAGUACAGUUGGUGAUUUUGCUAGGAUAUAACAUUUACAGGGACAGUAAAGAUGCACAGGCGAAGAAAUUUUACUAAAUCUGCGCAAGUUAGGGGGUUCCUUGCUACACAAUUCAUUGUAAUUACGUUACGAUUCUCACGUUAUAAGUAUCAUGUACCUGUAAUAAGACUUGAUCUGUAGGUGCAACAUUCUCACAUCAGCUAUUACCGAUCAAAUAUACCUAUAGUAAAAGUAGGAAGAAAAUAGUGAGAAUUGAUUACGUCGCAAAUGUCAUAUUAUACGAUGCAUGUACGAUCGUUUUAAACGGAGAGUGACUUCGAGAUUCUUAGCUUCUUCUUCACCUCACUCUUAAAAAAAGGCUUUCAAAAUCUGAUUUGAGUAAGGUGAUGGAGAAAAACAAAUCAGUGAAAAACCGAAAUAAAAUAACGUUCUCGUAUCGGGUAAAUUGAGAUCAGAUAUUAAUUAUAGUAAUAAUAACAUGUUAUCGAAAGAAACUUAAUGAGAAUUGUAUCUGUUAAAUAAAACAACUUUUUUCUAAUUA